Molecule: messenger RNA, 6259 nt
Organism: Passer domesticus (house sparrow)
Lineage: Eukaryota; Metazoa; Chordata; Aves; Passeriformes; Passeridae
Gene: SPSB1
Product: splA/ryanodine receptor domain and SOCS box containing 1
Exons: 3
Coding region: 3610-4431 (273 amino acids)
Biological process (GO): proteasome-mediated ubiquitin-dependent protein catabolic process; intracellular signal transduction
Cellular component (GO): SCF ubiquitin ligase complex
Molecular function (GO): protein binding
Source: RefSeq, a predicted model, not a curated record
UGCCAGCCCACCCAGGCCAGGUGUGCCAGGUGUGCCAGCCCCCCUCCAGGUGUGCCAGCCCCCCAGAGCUGCACAAACCCACGGUGCAGGUCACCUGCUGUGUUCCAGGUGCCCCGAGCUAGCAGCAGGCACAGUGCAGUGUCCUGGCUCCUUGGGGCUGAGGUUUGGGUGCUCUUAGAGGCUCCUUCCCUCUCCACCCACCCCAGAUGUGCUGUAGCAUUGCGGAGCCACCUUUAGCUUGGUUGCACAGAAUAUCUGGGAUCAGGGGGUCUGUUCUCAGCCCCACCAGGGCAGGAGGGGGUCCCGGCUGUGGAAGCAGUUCCGAAGAAGGGGAGGCAUUGUGGAGGGUGUUUGUGGGGUGUCUGGCUGUGCACAUUCCUACCUGCUAGCAGGUCAGCCAGCAGAGCAGCAGCUGUGUGGCUCCUCUGGCUCUUGGCUUGCAGGGUGGACAUUCAGCCCAAGAAAAUUAACCAACUUUUCUUUAUGCUUUUCUACUGAAAUCAUGGAAACCUCAGCAAAACUGCAGUGGGUUUUUGGUCUCAUUCACUGGUGCUGUCGGGGAUCCUUUGGUUCAGCUUCUAAAGCUGUAAGCAAGUGACUGGCCAUGUGCAGUGUAUUAAUUUCCUCUUCUUCUCCUGAGGUGUGUUCCAGGCUGGAAAUCUCGAGGGCAGGGCUCUGAUUCAUUGUCUGCACAGCACCCAGAGCCUGUGAGGUGUUUAAAGGUUUGCCUCUUAUCUGUGCAAGUGCACCUAGUGAAUGUUAUGGGGAGGAGAUAAAGCCACAGUAAACUGACUUGAGGAAACAAAGUAAAACUGGAAUGAAGGAGCUGAGGAUCCUGGAUGGUCCCUGUUGUUGGUGCAGGGUGUCCUGCAGGUGCAGAGCAAGGGGGGGACAAACUCUGUGAGGUUCCAGAGCUUCUGAGCCGCAGAGGGAAGCUGGACACCAGCUCUGCUCUGCCACAGGCUUGCUUGCAGAGCUGUUCUCCCUCUUUAACACCAGGACUUUGCCUUCCAUUUAAUGUCUCUGCUGUCUCCUGCCUUGAUCCAUUUGCAGCAAGCAGUUGUUUUGGAGCCUGGCAUUUCCUUCUAGUAUGGCAAACGGAGCUUGCUCUGAGCACCUGAAUGGAAGGGAGGUCUAAUUCUGGCUGAAAAUUGCAGUGGAUCCUUUUCUCUGAGGCAGCCGUAGGAUUUCACUCCCUGGUGUUUAAGCCCAGAAGGUUAACAAUGGAGCUGAAAAUAGCAUGGGAGCAGGAGUGCAUGUGGGGAUGAGCUGGUGCUGGCAAAGCAGAGCAGAGCUGAAGCAAGCCUGAGCUGUUGAUAAGACAGAUAAAAGCACUUUCAGUGUUUACAUUUGCACUUAAACCUGCAGCAGCUCCAAGCCUUUGAAGCAGCUCAUUCCCCAGCAUAUCUUCUCAUUUAUGGCUGGCUGUGUCUCCUGUGCAGCUGCCCAGGGCGUGAAUCCAUUCAUUUCACAGGACUGGCCUUUGUCUCCCUCCCUGCAGGAGAGUGCCUGCAUUGCGUUGUGCAUGAAGAGGCUUUUCCUUCUGAGAGAUGGGGGCAUCUUUGUGCUCCUGGCUGCAGGGCAAGGUGCCACUCUGCAGUGCCAGCUGUGAGCAGGGAUUGUUGCCUUGCCCUGCCCAGGAGCUGUGUUGCACUCGGUGCUGGCAUGGGCUGUGCCUGCCCUGCUCUCACUCUGACCCACCCCUCUGUUUCAAUAUUUCACCUUUCUUCACCCCUUUCUCCUUAUUCUGGCCAUUUUCCUCUGCUGAGCAGUGCCUGGGACAGGCUCCUGACCAGUGUAGGGGAUGAGUGGUGCCUGUGUUUGAAACCUGCUCCUGGGGUGAUCCUGUCUCUCCUGUGAUUCCCCUUCUGCUGCAGCAGCCUCAGAGGAAUAUCCUGAAGCUUCUGUUGGCAAAAGGCAAAAAGCCACAAUGAACCGGGCAUUGUUUUGCUAGUGAAGAGCACAGUUGUGUUCCCUUGCUUCUCCUGAGUGUUUUGUGCUUCAAAGAGGUCUGCACCAGUACUCCUGCAGUCUGCUUUGUUUUGCUUCUUGUGUUCUCACAUGUACUGCACAGGAAAUCUCUGCCUCUCCUCCCUCUGCCAAUGUUUUGUUCCCUUAUCCUAAUCAAAAUUCCAACAGCUGAAUUUGCCUGUGGACUUCCACGUGUGCCUUGCCAGUCCCUUGUUGACAGCUUUUUUUUUUGUCCAUGUGCCUCGGGCCUUGGGAUGCCAGGGAGUUCACCUGGUGCUUGUGCCUGGAUUCUUCCCAGCCUGAGCAAAGAGCCUGCACUGAAUCUCUCAGAAAUCCCUGCUUUUUUAAUCCCAGCACUAACGUCCCCAGCUGAGGGCUGGUUUGGCUUGCUCUUGGCAUGCCUGGCUUGGAGAUGGGGCUGCUCCUUGUCACCUGAGGGGCUGUGAGCCAGGGAAACCCGUGGGGCACAGCAGCUCAGCCAUCCCUGGCACCCCUGGCUGCCCUCCUUUGUUAUUGCUUGUCUGCAGCUGCUGACCAGCUGGCUUACAGGUCCAGGAUUUGUUUGGGUGUUGGGGAUGGUGUUUAUUUAACUUCCAGGAUGUGGUGGGCAUCUCAGCAUGGUUGGGCCUAUUGAAAUGGCAUCUUCUGUCUCAGGGCCCAACAUCUCAGGUCCCUGAAUAGUUUGAAAUAUCUGUGCUGCAGCCUGUGCUUUGGGAUGUGACUUUUAAAGAAUCUCAGGCAUUUUCCUCGCCAUUCAUGAUUUUUUUAAAGAGUGGGUAAGGAAAGAAAAAAUAGUCUUGUCUCUUGUUAUUGAAGAAUUGGGAUUUCUCUCACUGUUCCAAUGGUACUGAAAACCUGUGGGGAGGCUGCUGAAGUCACCCCUAACCCAGAGCCUUCCCUGUUCACCUCCUAGCUGGAGCCUUGCUGAUGUCCAGUAAUCUUAUUUUUAAACCAGAUCUGAUUCAUGCUCUGUUUUCUAUGCCAGAUGAGGUCCUUGCUUGUGAGUAAGUGUUGUGACUGUAGCUGGCAGGAGCGCUGCAUGAUUGCCUCACUUCAGGAAAUGUUAAAAUAACACUUUUUUUUCUUAGAAAGCUCGUUUGCACCCCUCCCACUUCUAAUUCUCCUAAUAGCUGCCCCCAGUUUGGCAGCUGUGUGACAGAGGGCUGUUUGUGUUGCUGAGUAAGAGCAGACACUUGAGUGGAUGCAGUGCUGGGGGAGAGGUGCAGAGUGAGCAAGGAUCCCUGGCCAAGCUGGCUUGGACGUCUCAGAGGCUUCUCUGCACUCUGGAAGGGAAACUGCUCCACUGUGAGAAGGACCUUGCUCCUCCCCCUGGGCUCUGCAGCUGAAACUGGGGAUUUUUCUCCCUCCUGGAGAAGAGAAGCCGCUCACUCGGGACGAGCCAGGCAAAGGUUUAUCUGCCCUUGGCUGCAGGGUUUGGAGGGGCCCGGGGCUGCUGGGAUGAGUGUCCCCCAGCAGCCUGUGUCUGCUGCCCUGGACUUGCAGUCAGCCCCCCGAGGCAAUCCUGAGCGGUGCACACCUUGCCAGAGCCUCCUGGCACCCUUUUCCGCAGGGCUGGAUGACAGCAGGAGCUGCCAGGUAAAUCCAUGAGCCCGUGAGGAGGCCAGGCCAGGCCGCGCCAUGGGUCAGAAGGUCACGGGUGGCAUAAAGACUGUGGACAUGAGGGACCCCGUGUACAGGCCGCUGAAGCAGGAGCUCCAGGGGCUGGACUACAGCAAGCCCACCCGGCUGGACCUGCUGCUGGACAUGCCCCCGGUGUCCUACGAGGUGCAGCUGCUGCACUCGUGGAACAACAACGACCGCUCGCUCAACGUCUUCGUCAAGGAGGACGACAAGCUGAUGUUCCACCGGCACCCGGUGGCCCAGAGCACCGACGCCAUCCGCGGCAAGGUGGGCUACACGCGGGGGCUGCACGUGUGGCAGAUCACCUGGGCCAUGCGCCAGCGCGGCACGCACGCCGUGGUGGGGGUGGCCACGGCCGAGGCCCCCCUGCACUCCGUGGGCUACACCACCCUGGUGGGCAACAACCACGAGUCCUGGGGCUGGGACCUGGGCCGCAACAGGCUCUACCACGACGGCAAGAACCAGCCCAGCAAAACCUACCCCGCCUUCCUGGAGCCCGACGAGACGUUCAUCGUGCCCGACUCCUUCCUGGUGGUGCUGGACAUGGACGACGGCACGCUGAGCUUCAUCGUGGACGGGCAGUACAUGGGGGUGGCCUUCCGGGGCCUCAAGGGCAAGAAGCUGUACCCGGUGGUGAGCGCCGUGUGGGGCCACUGCGAGAUCCGCAUGUGCUACCUGAACGGGCUGGACCCUGAACCCCUGCCCCUGAUGGACUUGUGCCGGCGGGCCGUGAGGCUCGCCCUGGGCAAGGACAGGCUGGCUGAGAUCCCCAGGCUGCCCCUGCCAGCCUCCCUCAAGAGCUACCUGCUGUACCAGUGACCCCGUGCUGCGGGACAGAGGUGGAAGCGAGGCGUGGAGCCCUGGGCUCUCCUGCUGCUGCAGCUGCCUGGCCAGAGGAUCGUGCCCUGCUGCAGCCCCCGUGCCUCCCUGGCCAGCCUGGGGCAGCCCUGGCUCCACAGCUGGGUGCUCUGCUCCUCGGGAGUCCCUUCCCCAGCACACUCACAAAAGGAACAUUUACAGAGGCUCUGUGCUCCCCUCUCCUCCUGAGAGGAGGCUGUGCUGCCUCUCUGCCUUGGGGGAAUGGUUCUUCUGGAGCAGCUAAAGGGAAGGAUGGUGGUAAAAGAAUAAUAAUAAAAGUAAAAAUUAAGACAAUUUGGGGGAAGAGGAGGCAUUAGGAGUAGAAGUGUUAAGAGAAUGGAAAGGCUCAGGAUGGCCAGCAGAGUUGGAAAGAGUCUGGAAUGCCAUAAAGAAUUAAUUGAUGACUUCUUAAAAGCCAAAAAAUAAAAAGUACAUCCCCAAGCCCUGAAACACCAAAACCAAGAGCCCUUCCUCCACCAGACACUCCUUCAUUUGGAGAAGGUGGUUGUGUUGAUGUCUGUAUCUGUGCUGGGACUGUCACCUUGCUGUGCUGCUGUGGCACAGGCUGUGCCUCCUGCUUCAGUGCUCGUCCUGCUCCUGCUCUGCUCUGCCUCCCCCCGUGGGUUUGACAGCUGAUUUUGGGUCAGGCUGUGUCCCCACACGCCUCCUUCCUGACUGGAAGCUGCAGCUUUUGCUCUGGGGCUGGUGUGGGACAGGGGAGGACAGACCUGAGCGCCAGGGUGGCACUGUGUGAGCUGGCACACAGCUGGCACACAGCUGGCACACAGCUGGCACAGCUGCAGGCCCUGGCCCCUGAGCUCUGCCCCACCUGAGGCUUCAGAGCAAUGCUCAGGUUCUCUGAGGGCACUGCCAGGGAUUCUCUCCUCGAUAAGCUGCUCCAAUUCAUCCCAGCCAGGCUCUGCUCUGUCCUAGACCAGCCUAAUCCCGGCUCUGCAGCAGGAGGGGCUCUGCCCUGCUGGUGGGGCUGGCCCCCAGCUGAGGAGCAAUCCCGGGAGCAGACAGCCAGAGGUGAUCUGCAGGCAGAAACUGAGCCUCUCCAGGGAGCAGGAGAGGGCUGCAAUAAACAGGACAAGCAAUUCAGGCAAAAUCAGCACAUCCCAAAUAGAUCCUCAGUAGCCAGGGAGAGAGGAUGCCACUCCUUUGUCAGCAGGAGCUGCUCUCUUCACCUCUCCACAGGUUACUAUGCUGCCUUUCUGGGGUUAUUUUGCACAUUUCUUUGUGGUUUUUUUCUUGAAAAAUGUUUGUGUGAUUGUUUUGGUUUUGCUUUUGAGUUAUCCCUUCAGUUUUGUGUAGGUACAAAUGAGUUUAGUUGUUGAAAAUGUUAAUAUAUAUAUGUGGGGUGUAUGUAUAAGAACAUGUUUUAAACAGCUGCUGUAGGGUACCUUUUUGAAAAUAAACUACUUGCAUAGUAUAUUUUUUAAAGCACAGAGUUGGUGCCAAGACUGGGUGGGGUGUGAUGUGCCCCUUUUUUUAUUCUAAUAUUCUAUGAGGUUUUUUUUCAACGUAGGGGUUUGUACUAGUUUCUGUUGCAGGGUGGGACACAAAAUUCAGUGUGUGUGGAGCCCUGCUUGGUUGCCUUCAACUGGAACCAGUGUCUUCCAGAACUCCAGGGAAGUAGCUGUGUUCUCCCUACUCCUGAUGCUCUUUGUGCUCCCUCAUUUCCAUCUCUCCUCACUUCACCAGGACAUGACUCUGUACAGUUCAGAAUCCUUUCUAUUUUAUGACUGUAGAUAGCACUCAGUAACCUAAUAAACUUUAUUAAAUAUUA